AUGGGCUCACCUGCGGCAUCAACAAUACCAGUUGAUAUCAAAAAACAUGGUAAAAAACCCAAUAAUCGUGCUGAUUUUGCUAAAAGUCCUAAUUCUUAUAAUAGUCGUAUCAACAGCAUUAAUCGUCUAGCCACUUCGAUACCUUCACUUAAUAACAGCAAUAGCAAUACUCCUUUAUUAUCAAAGUCUCAACCUAGUGAUUCUUUACUCAACAAUAACAAUAAUGCCAGUGACAGUAAUAAACUUAAUAGUGCAUCACCUCUUUCAAAUAGUUUUAAUAAUAAUGGAAAAUUUUAUGGUGCUACUUCAAAUGGAUCCAUGGAUCCUGCCGGCAUUAAUAAUAGUAGUGGUACUAGUGUUGGUGGUGGCGGUAAUGGUAAUUCGAAUGCUAUCCCCAUCGAUAUUCAAAAGCAGAAAAAAGCAGAAAUGUUGAAGAAUUAUUUAGUAACAAAGGAUGAUCUUGCUCGUAGUCUAGAAAAUAAUAAUAAAAAUGCAACAAAUUCCUCAGAUCAAAAUUUACCUGUUUACAAUGCAGCUCAUUUAUUACCAGGUGGCGAAGUAGCCCAUGAAAUUUACAAAUGGCAUAACGAUAUUGAAAGUGCGCCGAUGAAACGUACUCGUUCUCAAUCUUUAUAUUUACCAAGAUCAAGUGAUCUGAAUGUUUCAAAUAUCAGAGAACCAGGUGGAUUCCGUCGUCACCAUGUUAUAAUGAAGGCGAUACAAGAGGGAAAAUCACCGCCAGAUAUGAUCACCAGUAAUUUUAUUGAUUUUUUGGAUAUGUAUGGUCAUUUUGCUGGCGAGGAUUUAUUAGAAGACGAAGAUGAAAAUAUGCAUAUAGAUGAUGUGGAAAUCUCUGGUGAAUAUCAACCUAUUGAACCUCCCGAUACUGUUCCUGUUCAUGGUGCUUCUCCUUCAAAAGCCGUUUUCUUGCUAUUGAAAUCGUUUGUUGGGACUGGUGUCAUGUUUCUACCCAAGGCAUUUUCAAAUGGCGGGAUAAUUUUUUCAACAUUAGUAUUAAUAGCGAUUGCAGCAAUAUCUUUAACAUCAUUUUUAUUGUUGGUCGAAACAAGAGUUUAUGUUCCUCAUAGUUUUGGCGAAAUCGGACACCAUUUGUAUGGUCGUUGGAUGAGAUAUUCUGUAUUAUUUUCUAUUACUAUAUCGCAAAUUGGAUUUGUUUGUGCAUAUAUAAUAUUUGUAGCGGAAAAUCUGGAAGCAUUAUCGAAGCAAAUAUUAAAUUUCCGAUAUCCAAUUCAUUACUACAUAGCAAUACAAGUAUUUGUUUUUAUACCGUUUGUGAUGAUUCGUCGUAUAUCAAGGUUAUCAUUCACUGCAUUGAUUGCCGAUGCAUUCAUCAUGUUUGGUCUGUUUUACCUAUACUACUAUGAUGUUCGUGUAUUAGCAACUGAAGGUGUUGCUGAUAUCAUAAAAUUCAACAUGAGCGAUUUUGCUCUAUUCAUUGGUACUGCCAUCUUCACAUUUGAAGGAAUAGAAUCAAUGAAAGAGCCCGAAAAAUUUCCAAAAGUGUUAACUGGAGUAAUGAUAUUCAUCACAAUCUUAUUCACCUCAAUUGGUGUUCUGUCAUAUGCAGCAUUUGGCAAGGAGGUUAAAACAGUGGUGAUUCUUAGUUUGCCACAAGACGAUCCAAUUGUUACACUUGUGGAGGUCUUAUAUGCACUAGCCAUUAUGUUGUCGAUCCCAUUGCAAUUGUUUCCAGCAAUUAGAAUUAUGGAGAAUGGUUUAUUUAAGAAAAGUGGCAAGGAUUAUUAUUGGGUCAAAUGGCAAAAAAAUUGUUUUAGAAUUAUGACAGUUGUUGUUUGUGCGAGUCGUGUUGAUCCCAUUGACAAUGAUGACGACAAAGAUGAAAGUCCAUUAGUGAUAAACUUUAGUGAAGUACUAGAUGAGGAUCCAUCUUUUGGUUCCGAUAUUAAUAAUGUACGCAUAGAAAAAAUUGAAGACGCUAUAGAUUUUGUAACAAACUUCAGCUCAAUGAGUAAUUUAAAGUUAGACUAUCAAUCAAUGAUCAAUGAUUUUAUAUAUUCCAUUGUCAAAACUUUUGCUAGCUAUUUUGUUUUAAACGAAAAUUAUUUUAAAGAAAUAUUACCUGAAUACCAUCUAGGAGCAACAAUACAUGUUCAAAUUUUUAUGAAUUUGUUUAGGGAUAAAAACUAUAUAGUACGAUGCAAUGA
Molecule: messenger RNA, 2186 nt
Organism: Entrophospora candida
Lineage: Eukaryota; Fungi; Glomeromycota; Glomeromycetes; Entrophosporales; Entrophosporaceae
Source: the annotation of a GenBank genome assembly